AGGUUGUCCCGUGACGCAAAGGCGCGCCCCUCUUCAGUCAUGACAAAUUGUUGUUUUCUCAGACGGUCGCGGCCAACGCCAAUUCCAGCCAUCCAGCCAUGUCGUCAACGAGAACGGGUUUCUACCUCCCCAUUGCCCAUCCGGAUCCUUGGGUGAUAAUCUUCUCAACAUCGUGGAUGGGCAAGAUGUCAGCUAUAAAUACGUCGCCUCGUCUUCCACUUUUCUCGAGGGUCCUCAUCUCGUGAGCACCUUGGUCGCCUUCAGUCUCUCCUUCUCUCCAAUCAGCAUUCUCCAAUACCCUCCAAAUUCUCCAUCCAAUUAUUGCCAGAAUGCCUUUGUCCGGCCACUGCCUGUGCAAGGCUGUCACCUACACUGUGGACGUCGACGCACCCCUCAUCGUGGGGUACGAUCAUUGUGACGACUGCCAGCGUCAAAGCGGGUCAACCUACUCUCUAGUUGCCGUUGUCCCCAAGGACAAAUUGACGGUCAAUGGACCCCUCAAGAAGUGGUCUGGAACAGGAUCCUCCGGCCAUGCGGUGCACCGUCUCUUCUGUUCGGAUUGUGGUUCACCCAUCGCGCACGAUCCCGACGCGGCCCCAGAAAUCAUCGCCCUGAAAGCUGGUACUUUUGACACCGAAAUCAAGAAAAACCUCAAGCCGGACACCGAGAUUUGGACCGUUAGCAAGCUUCCUUUCUGCCAGGAGCACUUGGAGAAGCCUUUCAAGAAUAUGCCCGAGUAAGCAAGCACCGAAUGGAGGCUUCACAAAACAUGCUAUGAUAUGACGAAUAUUAUGCAAUGUAGUUAAUAAUGAAAC
This is a messenger RNA of Aspergillus vadensis CBS 113365, 815 nucleotides long. RefSeq names its product GFA family protein. NCBI's taxonomy places the organism in Eukaryota, Fungi, Ascomycota, Eurotiomycetes, Eurotiales, Aspergillaceae. The record is from RefSeq and is a predicted model, not a curated record. Bases 330 to 740 code for a protein of 136 amino acids. The transcript has 3 exons. Gene Ontology annotation, molecular function: carbon-sulfur lyase activity.